Messenger RNA from Emiliania huxleyi CCMP1516, 1364 nucleotides. RefSeq lists its product as hypothetical. The transcript is spliced from 7 exons. Lineage: Eukaryota; Haptophyta; Isochrysidales; Noelaerhabdaceae. The record is from RefSeq and is a predicted model, not a curated record. Bases 24 to 1364 code for a protein of 446 amino acids.
AUCUGGACCCAGCCAUCGGGUCCAUGCUUCCCUCAGACGUGUCCGACGACGACGUCGAGACCCUGCGUAGCAUCGUCGGCGACGAUCUCCCAGAGUCGACGCUGCGCGCGCUGCUCCUGCGGUCCGGCGGAGACGUCACCGCCGCCGCAAACUCGUUUUUCGACGGCGGCGUUGCCACUCUCUCCGCAAUGGAGGAGGGUGGCGGCGCGUCGCCUGCUCAGCCGGGGGCGUGCUCGGUGGGAGACGACGUGCUGAGCACGCUCUUCAAGACGCUGGAAGACCAGGGCAAGAAGCUGGCCGAGCGCGAUCAGCAGCUCGACAUGGCCACGCGCGUGUGCGAGGAGCUCGUCAAGCGGCUGCGUGAGACGGAGCGCACGCUCGCCUCGGCCGACGCCGAGCGCGCCGAGCGCAAGGAGCAGCGGAGCGAGGUGGAGGUGCAGACCGAGGGGUCGAUGGUGGGCGACGCGGACCCGGCGGGCGGGAGCGGCCUCUUCGCCCGCUACCCCCUCCUCCGCCUCGCCUCGCACCUCUUUUCGCCGCUGCAGAUGCUGCUCUGGCUCGGGGGGCUCGUGGGCGGCGUCGUCGUGGCCUCCUCGGCCUCCGCCUUGGCUCCGCCGCUGCAGCGCUCUGCCGAGGCUGCGGCCGAGGGCCAGUGGCGGCUCAAGCAGUCGCGCAUGUACCUCGAGUUCGAGGAGCGCAAGCGGCGGCUGCAGGAGCAGCAGAUGGGGCAGCGCAAGAAGCUCCGCGAGUCGUGCGACGCGGCGCUGCGGCCGCUCUACGCCGAGGGCGCCGCCGUCUGCUCCGAGCUCGAGCGGCUCCUCAUCGUAGUGCGCGACGCCGCCGUCGCCGCGGUGCUCUACCAAGAGGACGGGCGCGUCCGCCCGUCGCCCUUUGUCGAGCACCGGCUGCCCGCCGCCGGGAGCUUCGUCACGCUGCCCGACGGCGCGCUGGGCCGGCUCGGCCAGCUGCCGCGCGGGCUGGUGGUUGCGCGCGAGCCGCGCGAUUUGCCCGAGCACCCGCCGCAGUGGGCUCCGGCGCCCGGGCUGCGCCCCAAGGGCAAGCACCCCGCCGAGCUGCCCGGGCUGGUUGACGUGAGCAUCGUGCAGCGCGGCGGCGCGGUGGUGUGGCCGCACCACGAGUGCUCUGUCCCCGUGUGCGCCAUCACCGCCGCCGACUCGGCGCGGCUGCGCCAGUGGCACGCGCAGUGGGACGCGCACCUGCGCGCCCGCUCCGCCGAGGCGGAGGGCCUCGCUGAGGCGCAGCGCGAGCUGCUCGAGCUGCAGGCGGAGGGGCUGUCCGAGGAGCGGCUCGCCAGCCUCCAGCGAGGCAUCCAGCGCUACGCCGCCCUCGCCCGCUUCGGCUGA